UGACAAUUUGCCGGGGAAGAAAGAGUCCCGAUCCCAGGCUUACCUACAGCACAAAAGUCCGCGCCCGUCAAUCCCUUGCCGUCUCAACUUACCUUCCAAGUUACGCUAUCGAUGAAGUUGUUCGCAUGAAUGUCCGGAGUUUUUCGCACCGCUAGAAAGCCGACCAAAAUCUCUAAGAAUUCGAUAUUCCGUUGGACCUACUGGCGCGAGUACACAGCUUCUGAACCAUGCUUCAAAGCAACCCUCCAGGGCAAUGGGGUCCAGGCAUUGAAGGUCCGAUUCAUAUACGAGAAGCGUGAGCAGAAAGGUCUUUGGUGGUGGGCGACCUGUGCAACCGGCUUGAGCUCCAAGCGUUUCAUUCGUCAUCACUUCGCAAAAAGGUUGCGCAAAGGGUUCGAGGUUGCGCUGGAGAAGAAAGGAUACGCAAAGAACGGCACACGAAGCAUUCAGGAUGGCAAGCCAGAGUUGACGGGGAGUCUGCAGAUGAUCGGCACCGCGAAGAUCACCGAUCCGAGAUGGAGUAACGUUCAGCAAGAGUGUGAUAACGUGCUCGACAUGAUUAUAAAACUGCAGAAUACCGACCAUCCCAUGCGUCGCGCCGAACCUUGGAAGAAAACAUUUGAUUUCUCUCCACAAGAAAAUCGCCAACCUCACGCUUACACACCUAGGAAAUUUACACCAGGAGGUAGCAAGGCAUCUCAUAAAGGAACGGCGAGGCAGCACGUUGUAGAGGGGAAGGGAACUUUUAAAAGAUGACACUCUGCGGCAGCGUGCAACUACAAAGUUCACAUCUAAUGAGUGGUAAUAUACGUAUUCCGGACGUUGGCCCAGUCUCCAAGAAUGCAAACAAUGUUGUGCUGAAAUAUGCUCAUUCAUAUCCUAGUGUCAGUGCGACUGACUGGCACAUCAACAGCUGUCGCACUUGGUAUCCAGCGAAAUUUUGUCCUCCAGCUAAAUUUUUCACAUGGUGCCGCGCACCAUAGUUCUAUCCUCAACCAGAAACGCCGUGCCGAGCAAUGUACCCAAAGCUUUCAUUGCCCCUCCCUCCUCCCGGGACCAAGAACC
Verruconis gallopava is the source of this 1065-nucleotide messenger RNA. RefSeq lists its product as uncharacterized. The record is from RefSeq and is a predicted model, not a curated record. NCBI's taxonomy places the organism in Eukaryota, Fungi, Ascomycota, Dothideomycetes, Venturiales, Sympoventuriaceae. The coding region runs from base 130 to 756 and encodes 208 amino acids. The transcript has a single exon.